AUGCCGAAGGAAAAGACAUCGAAGCAUGUGAAGUGCGAUGUGCUGUUUGAUGACAACUCGAGCGGUAUAUUUACGGCCGGCGAUCGUGUCACCGGGACGAUCGAGCUCCACCUUACCAAGAUCAAAAAAGUGCGAGGUGUCUGUCUGCUUAUCUCCGGGUUUUCGGCCGUGUUUUGGGAGGCAAAGGUACCGGACGGUCCAAAAAACAAAAAAGUGAAGGCGCAGUUUAAGGGACGCGAAGACUUCAUCAAGAAGAAGCUGUAUCUGGCCGGGUCGGAGAAUGGUGCCGGUAUGCAGCUGCCUCCCAACCUCAUCCGGUACAAGUUCGAUUUCACCAUCCCACCGGCGGCACCGACCUCAAUGGAGGGAAAGUACGGCCACGUCCGAUAUCUGCUGCAGGUGACGCUCGAGCGGCCUUGGAAGUUUGAUCACAACUUCCAGCAACCGUUCACCGUCGUGUGUCAGGCAGACCUAAACCAAAGCAACGAAGUGCUGUGCAUACCGACCAAGGCGGAGAAUAUGUUAACAUUCUACUGCGGCUUCUGCCGAUCCCGGCCGCUGAUGGUAUCGGCCACCACGCCAAAGUCUGGCUAUGCGCCGGGUGAAACGAUCGAGCUGGAGGUGUUUGUGCAAAACUCGAGCAAAGUGGCGGUGAGCGAAAUUGAGAUCAAGUUCCAAAAGAUCCUCAAGUUUACCAGCCAAACGCGUGUCAUCGCCCAAACGCAGAUACCGAAGGAGGAGAACAACAUCCAGUACGAGGUACUGGAGGUACACAAGAUACCAACCAUCGAGGGUGAAAACGAUGCACGGUUUGUGGAAAACUUUGUCGUCGGGCCAAUUCCGUCCACCGAAACGACGCACAGUCGGAUCGUUGCUGUAGGGUACGAGCUGGCACUGGUCGUUAAACCACAGGCCUCCACGAAGCGCAUGAAGCUGAACAUACCGAUUACGAUCGGCCAGAUCCCAUUGGCAGGAUCUGCCACGCCGUACUCGAUAUCCGGAGGACUGCAAAAGCUGAACAACACCUUGAAUGAGCACAGUAGUGCGCCACCGGCGUACGAGGCCUAG
Molecule: messenger RNA, 1068 nt
Organism: Anopheles marshallii
Lineage: Eukaryota; Metazoa; Arthropoda; Insecta; Diptera; Culicidae
Product: arrestin domain-containing protein 3-like
Exons: 2
Coding region: 1-1068 (355 amino acids)
Biological process (GO): protein transport
Cellular component (GO): cytoplasm
Source: RefSeq, a predicted model, not a curated record